AGUCUACCGACAAAACCAUAGUACAGUGAACUGCAACACUGCAAAGUCGAGGAUAGUCUCUCGAGUUACCCAGUGACCAAGUUUGACGUUAGUGUUCUCACCGUGCUAAGUUUUAAGUGCUCGCGGUACAUGAUGUCUGCAGCCGUAGCGAACAAAGAAGACAAAAAACCGAUUUAUAAGGAUUAUGUGAGUUUUCUUGGAAACUAUAAACAAGGAAAGAAACACGAGAAGGGCGAGAAGGGAGUCCUUUGUUCUCCACCGUCUAAUAAUUCAUCAACAAGCAUUAAUUCCGAUUUGAAUGAAAUGCCUACGAAAAGUUUUAAACAGUACCUUGAAAACUAUAACAAUAAAAAGUAUAAUCCAAUUCAAACCGAUUUCAAGAAAAAACCGAGCCCUAAUGGAGAAGGAAAGAUUGUAAAAACUGAGGUUUUUAUAGAAAUCAACAACGAACAAAAUUCAAAACAACAAAUAUCCAAAACUGUUCAAUUGAACGUCGAUGGAAUACAGGAUAGAAAUGUUAGCUCAUGUAAAGUUUCCACCGAAGAGUGCCAGGAAAAUAUUGGAAAACAUAUAUUGCAGUUUGAAACAGGCACUGAAUUAUUACAAGGAAAAGUUCGUGUCGAUGAAAAUCCUCAGAAAAAAAUGGAAAACAACGUUUCUUUUAAAGAAAUAAAAAGGCACCCACUGAAAAAGACACCCAGCAUUACUGAGAAAUCCAAGCUUUUCGAAAAAAAUUCUGCGAAUGACAAAACAGACUACAGAAUCGAAUCAGCAACCAAAGCAACUUCACCAGUGAAAAAUGUGUGCCCAUCCCCCAAACCAGUUUUCAAUAAAGGAAUGCCUGCUCAGAUACUAAGCAACGAUAAUAAUAUCAAACAAAAGCCAUGCAGAAAUGAUGUGGACUUUGCCGCAAUGACCUCAACUAAAUGUGAACAAAAUCAAUUCCAGACAGAAAUAUCUAUUACAGAUUCGGGGUCACCAUCAUCUUCAAAUAUUAUUUCUUCUGGCUCUCCACCCCCGAAAAAUGUUUCAUGUGGUAUUCCUCCUCCACCUCCACCACCACCAGCUUCCAACUUUUCUUCUCAAAAAUUGAAGGUUUCUCCCAAACCUUUUUCCACUUCGAAGGCUCCACCAAAUAUUUAUAGUACCAUGCCAAAGCUGCAAAAUACUAGGCAACCUGACACAACGGACGGGAGUGCAGCCCCCACAUUGGAUAAAAAUGAUCCCAGGGUGAAAAAAUUGGUGUAUGGUGCCUUGAGGGAAAUGUACGGAUCUUACCACGAUAAAGCAAACGAUUAUUUGGCUACUCUUCCCAAAAACCGAGUGAAGAAAAACAAUGGGCUGGACAGCAUCAUAAAUAGUAUUGCGUCCCAAGGUGGUUUGGAAAAGUUAACUGGUAGGGGAAAUCCAAAAGUUGAUGCCGAGUAGAGAUUGAGAAUUCCGAUGGCGAUUUCUUCUUCAUGGCCUAACUUUUAUUUUCUAUGAAAAUUGUAUAUAAUUAGGAGUGAAAUAUUUUGUAUAUGAGUCAUUGUUUUUAAGUGAUUACUAUAAUAGCUCUGUGUUUUAUUAUAAAUUGUUGUGCAUUCGAUUUAGUGCUUACAUAAAUGAGACUGUUCGUGAUGUAGUAAUAUAACCAUAUUAUUUUGAAAUAAUG
Molecule: messenger RNA, 1654 nt
Organism: Leptinotarsa decemlineata (Colorado potato beetle)
Lineage: Eukaryota; Metazoa; Arthropoda; Insecta; Coleoptera; Chrysomelidae
Source: RefSeq, a predicted model, not a curated record